This is a messenger RNA of Caenorhabditis briggsae, 2040 nucleotides long. The transcript is spliced from 11 exons. The coding region runs from base 1 to 2040 and encodes 679 amino acids. Lineage: Eukaryota; Metazoa; Nematoda; Chromadorea; Rhabditida; Rhabditidae. The record is from RefSeq and is a predicted model, not a curated record. Gene Ontology annotation, biological process: regulation of transcription by RNA polymerase II; protein demethylation. Gene Ontology annotation, molecular function: histone demethylase activity; transcription coregulator activity.
AUGCAAGUGUUGUUCUCACCAGUAGCAGCUCCUGCCCUUGUGUUGUUCAUGAGUUUCAAGAGCAACAUCAAAUGGUUCGCAGCUCACUCUCGUUUCUCUGUGUCCUUCUAUGCGCGCACGUACUAUCGUGUGAACUAUAUGCAAGUGUUGCUCUCACCAGUAGCAGCUCCUGCCCUUGUGUUGUUCAUGAGUUUCAAGAGUAACAGUGAGUUUCAGUAUCUCUGUGUUCUAUUAACAAGAAAAGCUCAACUCCGCCCACAGCUUCCAGCUACUGUUCAUAUCAGCAUAGAAGCUCUCACGGGCAGUAUCAUAACUAAUAUUCCUAUUCUUCAACAGACAACCUACUUGCACUUUUUGGCAGCUUCGCUCACUAGUAGUUGUUUCUGGAAGCAUUCUAGAAGCUUCCACAACGUCACAACAGCUCUAGUUGUCACCACAUCUGCUAGGAAUUCAAUUAUCAUGAGCGUGCAAAAUCCGGCCAUACCGAAAGAACCGGAAAUAGCGGCAACAUCGCAAGCGGACGUUCGAGGUAAUAGGGCCAAUUCGGCAGUUAGAUCAGACUUGUCAUCGCCGGAAGGAGGUUCUUCCAUGGAGGCCAGUCCGGUAAAUGUUCCAGUUGAAGCUUUGGAAAAUGCAGCUGAAGCCGAAAACGCAGCUGAAGCUGAAAACGUAGUUGAAGCUGAAGACGCAGCUGAGGCUGAAAUUGAAGCACCUGUCGAGAACCCUGAGCCACCAAACGAGGAGCCAGCAGCACCAGCCAGACCGGUUCCGAAAGUAUACCCGAAAAUUGUCAACAAGCAUCAUUUGCCGUUCCCAGGAUUCAAACAUUUUGCAGAGCCCACUGACAAAAAGCCCGAAAUCGCUUACUUCAUUGACGAUGGAACCAAAAGUUUCUGGGAGGAGCUGAGAAGUGGAAAAGUGGUUAUUUGUAAAAACGCGAACAUUGAAGAGUUUGGAAUCGAGCUCCCAAAAGGAAUGACUAUUGAUACAAUCGAACAGAUUCUCAAGGAUCAUGAAGUUCCAACGCCAACAUUCAGUGUUCCGAACCUUGCCACUGACACUAGAGACACUAUCACCCUUCACAAAUUGAUCAAAGCUAUUAAAGCAGACGGUUCGGAGGGAUACAAUUGUCUUCAGUUUGAGACUUCCAAGAACGAAAAACUGAGCGCUGUAGUGUCUAUUCCACUGUUUGUCAAAGGAUUGAGCAUGACUCUGGAGUUGAAACGUAGAAUUGACUCUUGUCUCAAAGAGAUUGAAAAACAGAAACCAUCGAAAAAAGGGAUGACCAUGCAGGCAAUCAGAGCUGAAAAAGAUUAUUUCACAAAGCUCUUGGAGAUGAUUCCAACCUAUGAGAAGUUCUUCAUUCUUUCAAUGCGCAAAGCUUUCACUGAUCUUCACAUCGACUUUGGAGGCACUUUUGUGUACUACUAUCUCCUUCAGGGUUCCAAAACCUUCUGGGUUGCACCAUACAACGAUGAGAACCUCGAAGUCUACAAGCGCCUUGAGACUCUGAACCAAAGAGUUUGGCAGUCGGAUCCAGAGUUCUUGAAGACUUUCGAGAGAGUCGACCUGACUGGUGGGGACCUCGUCUUCCUUCCAAGUGGAACUCUUCACAUGGUGUACACCGAGAAAGAAAGUCUCGUUUUCGGAGGAAACUUCCUCAGUGCACAGAAUCUUCCGCUUCAUUAUGAAAUUGUGAGAAUCGAGGAGAAAACCUCCAAAAAGAACAUCAGAUUCCGCAAUUUCUGGGACAUCCAGUUUGCUUUCCUGAAGCACUGUUACUUGGAUGACGUGAAGAGCCAACAUGCGGCCGGUGUCAGAAACUACGAGAAAGAAUUCAGAGAAAUCGGGCAAAACUUCUGGAAUGAGUUGAACACUCGACGUGGCAACAGCAAUGUAUUCUCAACUUCCGAAAAGAGCAAGGUGCUCGAUGAGCUCGAACAUUUCUUGAACCAACAAGGAAAGAACUGGAAAAGAUCCCAUGAUGAGCCAUGCUCAUCUGAAAGUGCUGCAAAGAUGGCGAAGUUUGAGGAAGACUAG